AUGUCCUUCCAAGCUGCAAAGCGCGACCUGCGCAAAAGGAUGCGCUCGGUUCUACAGGGGCUGUCUGCAACUGCAAUCAACCAACAAUCCAGCGCUGCUACAGCGAAGUUCCUGUCGCUGGCUGAGUAUCAAAACGCGAAGAACAUCGCCGUAUACCUGUCUAUGCCGAGCGGUGAGCUUUCAACUACAGGGAUCGUAAAGGAUGCCCUACAGCGUGGGAAGAAUGUCUACAUCCCAUAUAUCCACACUCAGAAUAAUACAUCUGUUAUGGAUAUGUUUGCGCUCGGGUCCAUGUCUGAGUUCGAGUCCUUACAACCGGACAAAUGGGGAAUCCCAUCUCUCCUAAUUACGCAAAUCGAGGGUCGCCAGAACGCGCUGGUACAGGGGCUGGAUCUCAUCGUGAUGCCGGGUAUGGCCUUUGACCACGGAUUCCGACGACUCGGUCAUGGUAAAGGAUAUUAUGAUCAUUUCCUAACGCGAUACUCAAAUUUGACCCGCAAAAUGCCAUUCCUUGUUGCCCUUUCUCUCCAAGACCAAUUGCUCGCUGAGGAUAUCCCCGUGGUGGAGCAUGACUGGUUGAUAGAUGCGGUCGUGGUUGGUGAUGGGCGAUACUUGGACCGCAGGGUGUAG
This is a messenger RNA of Penicillium paradoxum, 630 nucleotides long. Its product is annotated as 5-formyltetrahydrofolate cyclo-ligase. Gene Ontology annotation, cellular component: mitochondrion. NCBI's taxonomy places the organism in Eukaryota, Fungi, Ascomycota, Eurotiomycetes, Eurotiales, Aspergillaceae. The record is from RefSeq and is a predicted model, not a curated record. Bases 1 to 630 code for a protein of 209 amino acids. Gene Ontology annotation, molecular function: 5-formyltetrahydrofolate cyclo-ligase activity. Gene Ontology annotation, biological process: folic acid-containing compound biosynthetic process; tetrahydrofolate interconversion. The transcript has 3 exons.